GCAGACAGAUGUGCAAGAUGUCUGAGCGCUUUCUUUACUUCAUUCUCGGCUUUCAGGUUCUUUAUAGUUUCAUCGAUUUAAUCGAUGCGAGAGCCUCAGCAGACGAGGUUCAGAUUGAAGUGGUGUUCGUACCGGAGAACUGCACCCAGAAAAGCAAGAAAGGAGAUUUACUGCACGCACAUUACGAUGGAUUUCUGGCUAAAGACGGGUCUCAGUUCUACUGCAGUCGCUCCGCUUCGUCCCAGCCUCACUGGUUUGUUCUGGGGGUUGGAGAGGUCAUCGAAGGUCUGGACCUGGGCCUGAAAGACAUGUGUCCUGGAGAGAAGAGAAAGAUCACAGUACCACCUUCAUUGGCAUUUGGAGAAAAGGGGAAAGAUCCUGUGCCACCCCAUGCCACUGUGAUCUUUGAAGUGGAGCUUUUGCAUUUACGACGGGGGCCACGCAGCAUGGAAGCCUUUAAUGAGAUGGACCUAAACAAUGACAAGACUCUGACAAAAGAAGAGGUGAGAAAGCAUUUAAAGAUGGAAGCUGAGAAGUUAAAUGUGCAGAAAGAAGAAUCCUACUUCGACAGCGUUGUUACUGAUGUUUUUCGCAGAAAUGACGAGGAUGCCGAUGGGACUUUGUCUGUGAAAGAGUACAACGUCUACGAGCAUGAUGAGCUGUAGCGGCCAAUAGAAUCUGCUCUUCCUAAUAGACAUUUUAAUGUAGGUAGUAGAUGGAAUGCACAUUCACUGGUCACUUUAUUAUGUACACCUUUCUGAUACAUGCAUUCAUCGAUUAUUUUAUAUGGUACCAUACAGAUACAAAUACUGACUGUUGCUCUGUUUAAUUUAUCGCCCCCUGUGUUCCAUUAAUGUUUAUGGAAUGUAGUGUAAAAAUGGCCUAGGAAAAUACAUACAAGGGUGGUGUACGUAAUAAAGUGUUUGCUGAGUGCAUGAGUCGAUGGAGUCUGAUAAAAUACCACUGUUAAUGCACACUUUUAAUAAAAACAAUUUUUAAAUAA
Molecule: messenger RNA, 1003 nt
Organism: Trichomycterus rosablanca
Lineage: Eukaryota; Metazoa; Chordata; Actinopteri; Siluriformes; Trichomycteridae
Gene: fkbp7
Product: FKBP prolyl isomerase 7
Exons: 4
Coding region: 9-665 (218 amino acids)
Molecular function (GO): calcium ion binding; peptidyl-prolyl cis-trans isomerase activity
Source: RefSeq, a predicted model, not a curated record